AUGGAAGAAUCCAUCACGAUCAUUUUAAAGAUGUUGAAAAAAUUAGCACUUUAAUAACAUAUAUUGAAAAUAAAAAUUAAAAAUGUGAUUUUUAUUGAUGAUCUCAAUAAAUAUGUAGAAAGUGUAAAUCAAACAUUUUCUUUUUUAAAUAGGGGAAUCAGAUUCAAAAAUUCUUAUUAAUUAUUUUAAAUAUACGAAUUUUGGGUAAAUAUGAGGAUGCAAUUGUUUGGAUAGACAAAGCAUUAGCGAUAGAUUCUAAAGAUUUUAAUUCCUUAUAUGCAAAAGGUAGAUUGAAACAUAAUUAUAUUAAUAGGUUUAUGUUUAAGAUUGUUAAGUAAAUAUGAGAAUGCAAUAACUUAGUUGGACAAAGCAUUAGCUUUUGAUUCUAAGCAUGUUAGUUCCUUACAUGAGAAAGGUAAAUUGAAAAUAAUAAUUUUAAUAGGUGAGUGUUUAAGAUUAUUAAAAAGAUAUAAAGAAUCUAUAUAAUUUCUGAAUAAAGCACUGUCCAUCAAUCAGAAACAUACAUUUUCUCUGAUAUCCAAAGUUAUCUUAUCAUCUAAUUUGUAGGAGAUUGUUUGUAACAGACUUAAAAAAAUAUAAAGAAGCUCUCAUUUGUUAUGA
Messenger RNA from Paramecium primaurelia, 621 nucleotides. The record is from the annotation of a GenBank genome assembly. NCBI's taxonomy places the organism in Eukaryota, Ciliophora, Oligohymenophorea, Peniculida, Parameciidae.